Molecule: messenger RNA, 6175 nt
Organism: Thamnophis sirtalis
Lineage: Eukaryota; Metazoa; Chordata; Lepidosauria; Squamata; Natricidae
Source: RefSeq, a predicted model, not a curated record
CCGUCAAGACAGAAAUCAAAGCCGCCGAUGCGAAGAAGGUCCCGGCAAAAUCAUCGACAGCCGAGCCGAGUCGCCCCAGGAGCGCCCCAGCGUCCACCACCUCUUCUCCUGCACCGUUGGGAUCCGCAGCCGCCCGCCCCAAGGCGAAACCCGCGGCUUCCAAGCCUCCGGGGACGGCAGGCGUCGCGGCCGAAGCCAAGAAGACACCAUUGGCGCCCAAGGCUCUUCCCAAAACCAGCUCGGUCUCCAAGCCUUCACGGCCUUCGACUAGCAUCUCCGUUCCGGAUCUGAAGAACGUCCGCUCCAAAAUCGGUUCCACGGAUAACAUCAAAUAUCAGCCGGGCGGAGGAAAGGCCAAAAUAGAGACAAAAUCCAGUGUGGCUUCUCGAAACUCCGAGUCCAACUUGGUAUCCAAAACCUCUCCCAAUAAAACAGCCGUUUCUAAAGAAGGGCUUGCAAAGUCACCCAACGGGAAAGUCCAGAUACUGUCCCAAAAAGCGAACUACAGCCACGUCCAGUCCAAAUGUGGAUCCAAGGACAAUAUUAAGCAUGUCCCUGGAGGUGGGAAUGUGCAGAUCCAGAACAAGAAAAUUGACCUUUCCAAGGUGUCUUCCAAGUGCGGUUCCAAGGCCAACAUCAAGCAUAAGCCAGGCGGGGGAGACGUGAAGAUCGAGAACCAGAAGUUGAACUUUAAGGAGAAGGCUCAAGCUAAGGUGGGCUCUCUGGACAACGUCGGGCACGUGCCAGCUGGAGGCACCGUGAAGACUGAGGGGGGCAAGGAGGCCGCCCCAGAGAACGGAGCGCCCCAAUCAGGCAGCAGUGCCCCGCAGGAGAAUGGCGCAGGGCCGCUCGAGCCCGCGCAGGGCAAUGGUGAUCAAAGGGAAAUUCAGUGCUUCGAUACUCACAUACAAGAGACAAAUUGAAUCCCACAAGCUGACCUUCCGUGAGAACGCCAAGGCUCGCACGGACCACGGGGCGGAUUUCGCAGUCUGCGCCGGCAGUCCCUCCACUUCCCCACCACUGAGCACUUCUUUCAGCGACAGCCCGGGCACCGCUGCCGCCGCCAACGCCGCCGUGUCCUCCUUGCCCCCGCGGCUGCCCUGGCGGGCUCCCCUCGCAGAAGACACCUCUGCCGCGCUCUCUCGGCCAGGCUUGUGACUUGCUUUCCUGCCCUUGUACCCAACCCCAGACCCCAAAUAUCCCCCCAGUUCCUCAGCUUGCCUCCCUUAAUCUGGUGCCACCCACAUGCCCACGGGCUUCAGUGGGGCUCCAGUUAGUGGUUUGUCCAUUGAUCCUUUGCGCAAGUCUUGGAUGGGAUGGGACGGGCAGGGGGGUCUUGCUGACCUCCGUGCCUCCCAGACCUCGUUUCAAUUCUUGCUUAUUUGGAUGCCAGGAUCAAAGUGCAAAAUACGAAUUUGGCUUUGAGCCCUUUGGAAAUAUUGGAUUGUUUUCGGAAACCCCGCUCGAGACACCGAGGAAGGGUUCAAAGGCCAAUGAGAGUUAAAGGGGGCAAGCUUUCUUCCCUCCUCUUUCCGACUUCCUCCCACCCCCAUGGAUCUCCUCUGCACCCUGUUUAGCGCUGACCCGUUACUCUCGCACAUAACGUCAUGCUCAUUAGCAUACCUUGCAAACAAUGCCGUAAUCUUUUUUUUUUUUAAUUUUCUCGUCCUUCCCCUGCAUCCAAACUGAGCGGUGUGGCUGUGCCGAACAGUGGUUCCCUGUGGCUUCCCCCACCGGCUCACGCUUCCCUUCCCGCUCGUCUGCAUUGCCCUUCCCUUCGCCGUAGGAGAAUUAAACAAAAAAAAACCCCGCACCAUUAUCGAUCUGCUAUUGCAGCGCUGUUGGGCUUUGUUAUCCACAUAUCCUGCCAUUUUAAACAGUGUUCUGUUUUUUUUUGUUUUUCUUUUUCUCUCUCUUUUUUUUUCUCUUUGGUGUGGUGGUUCUUUUGCGUGUGUGUUUCAAAAUAUUUGGAGAACGACGGAGCCAAGGGACUCAAAGCCCCCCCACCCCACCCCCAUGGGGCGGGAGGGAUCGUGGAGACGAAAGUUGACAGGCGAACGAGUGUGUGUACGAGAAAAUAGGCUAUGUAGCACCAGCGUGCUGCAGACAAAAGCCUUCAAGAUGGGCAUUGAAAAUCGGCACAAAUGCCGUGUGGGUUUCCAUUUGAAAAUUGCCUUUUCAGGUGGUUUCCAAAGAAUCCGACACCAGGGAUCUGAGCAGUUUCAUACCGUACGGGGGACUCCCUUCCGGAGAUUUUGCGACCACCAAGGGACGCGCUGAAAUAUGCUGGAAUGUUUGCGAGGAAAUUGGGGAAAGUGACGGGAAAGUGUUUGAAGGUCUGAAAAUGCUGGGAGUGUGCAGGAUGGGAACCGGAGUCCCUCUGGCUUUGAGUCUCAUGGGGAGACCCUCGCCCAUGUUCCGUCUUCCACACUGCAAACGACACUAAACAGAGUUGUAAAUAAAAGUUUUAAAGCGACCUUUGAUGAGAAGUCUAAGAAAGGGGGUAUUUCUGGGGAGGCGGGAGGGGGGGGCGGUGUUACAUUGGAAGGUGUUGGAGAGGAACUGUGUAAAAAUAAUUUUAAAAAAAAUAAUCUUAUUCUCUUUCCAACCAACCCAGAGUCAGGAUCCUCCUUCGGGGGUUCUUCCAAAGUAGCCCAUGGUUUGCAUCUUCCUACCGAGAAUUCUUACGCUCGUGAUUGUUUUAUAUAUAUAAAUAUUAUCUAUUAAAGAUUGCAUGGUUUCUAAUAAAAUAGCAUUUCAAACUGUUAACGAGGGUUUAUUAUUCAUUUUUGGGGAGCAUCCGAGCAAUCUGCUAAUUAAUUUAAAAAAAAACAACAAAACUCAAGUUCCCAGGAGAGAAAACGGAUGGGUAUAAUAGAAAUUUUGCAGAUUUUUGUCCCGAAGGAAAAGAACAGUUUAACCCUCGACUUUACGACCACAAAAGAGCCCGGAAUUUAUGUUGCUAAGCCAUAACAAUUGUUAAGUGAGUUUCAGCUCCGUAUACAACUUUUCCUGCUAAGUGAGAAUCACUACAGUUGUUAAAUUAGCAACCUGGUUAAUUAAAUGAAUCUGGCUUUCCCCUUAAUUCGGUCAUCAAAAUGGGGAUCACAGGACCCCAAGACAUUGCGGCCAUCAUAAAUAUGAACCAGUUGCCAAGCAUCUAAGAGUAAAUCACGGGACCGUGGGGAUGCUGCAGCGGUCAUAAGUGUGAAAAAUGGCCGUAAGUCGCUUUUUUGAGGCCGUUGUAACUGAACGGCCAGAAAAUGAACUAAGUCGAGGGCUUACCUGUCCUUUAUUUCCCAUUUAUACCCUCUCAUCCCCCUUCCCCUUCCUUUCCGUGCUGCCCAAAAGUAGGGCUGUUUGAAGGCCCCUUCUCCCUCCUUACCUAUCUUCUUUCCAAGGCAGGACGGAUUCUCCCUCCCACCCACCUUGGGCAUGUCCUAACUUCUUUUAUUGUGUAGUUUUCAGAAGGGGAGACUAUCACAACUUUCCCUCCACUAAUAUCAGGUGUGGUGGGCUUGGAAGUCAAUCAGAAUGGAGCUGGAAGGCACCUAGGAGAUCUUCUAGUCCACCCCACGUACUCAAGCAGGAGACCCUGACUUCCGGUUGACAUCGCGGUGAGAACGGCUGGAAAAUAGCGGAGCUGUGCCGGGCUCUGAAAUGCAGCACGGCAAAUGCUUGCUGGGAGACCCUAUGGGGUUAAGCCUCCUUGGAGGGGAGGUGAAGAAAGGAGAGUCGCUUCGUCGAUCGUGAGGAAAACGCAAUUUCCUCGCUGAUCCGAAGAAAGCUCUCCUGAACAGCAACAGGGACGGCGGCCAUUUUUGGUCAGUCAUAAGCUGGGACAACCGGGACACUAAGAUCUUGUGCUGGAGGCGGUGCGUGGAUGGAGCAGUGAAACUGGGUGAGAAAAUUUCCAAGUGUUACCUUAGAGACUUAAACUUCCAAAAAUCUCCAAACUCUAAAAAAAGCAUCAAUUAGAUUUAUGGAGAAAAAUUAAAGACUAAAAACUAAAGAGGAAGAUUAAAGAUUUAGAAGUAAAAGGAAAACCUAAAGGAUGAUUUAAAACGUAGAAAGCCUUGAAAAGCCAAACAACGAUGUGAAAGACUAUUGGGAGAAAUUGCUUUUCUAAACUUUUAUCUCUAACUCCCCCGACUGGAUGACAAUCAGCUGUUUCUGGUUUUUUUUAAAUAUUCUGUGGAAGUUGGAAUUGGUAGCAGGGAAACCAUCUACUGGAGAAAGAAUAUUACUGCAUUGUACAAAAUCCAAAAGGAAAUGAAGAGAAAGUAGAUAACAUCUGAAAAACUAUCUGACCUUGACUUUAUCUUAGUAGGCAAUUGGAAUGCUAGGAAAUAUUUACUGAGCUUCUUGAAGAUUCAGAAGGCAAAUUAAAUUAAACACUAUAACUACUGGAACAAUACACUGAAAAGCAGAUUUGAAAGAUUGGAAGAAACUUGGUGGACUGAGUUUGGGUUAUUAACAUUACGUGAUAGAUCAUUCUUACAAAGCAAAAGAAGAAAAAAUGACAGAAAGGGGAAGGGGGGAAAAAAGCAAAGAUAAAAGAUUUUAAAAUCUGGACAAAUUGAAAAUUGCAAAGUGAAAAGCAUAAAUUUAUAGACAUUUUGGAGACUUGGAGAAAUAACUGGGAUUGGUCAAAUCUUGGUGAUUGGUUGAUUUUUUGGAGUUUUUUGAUAUUGGGAUACUGGAAUAUUCGAGUGAUAUUAAUUUGUUACAAAAUGAUUCAGCAGGAGACAAUAAUGUUUUAUGAAGAAAUGUUAGAAAUAGUGACAAAGAACGAUAAGUUAAUGGGAAUAUGUAAAGAUAAAGAUGUGAAAAUAGAAGGCAUUCAAGGAAGUAGGGAAAGAUGAAUAUGAUAGACAGAAGACAGCUGAGAAAGGAGUGGUGGAGGGGACAAUGUAAAAUAAACUACAAAAAGAUAAGACUAAGUUAAAAACAGAUAAAAAUACUGAAAAGACAGCAAUGGCAAAUACUAAAAAUCAAAUAGAUAAUCCCUUAAGAGUUUUAUAAUAGAAUAGAGGGUGGGGGAAAAAACAGAGAAAGGAUGAUGGAUAUUCAGAAGAUGCUGCAGAAGGAGAUAAAGGAUAAGACACGGAAUAAUCAGCUUGUUUAAAAAUGUUAGACAUACAGGAUUCCAAGAGAGAAAUGUGGAAAAAAUUCGCCAAAAAAUAAAUGAUGAAAUUCUAGACAGGCUGAGAGAUGACGGAUAGAGAAACAAUAUUUUGUAAGGUAGUAAAACAAUAGAAAUACCGUAAGUAGAAAGUUUUAAUUGGGAAAAUAGUAGCACAGACAGAAACACACAUAUAUAUAAUAGAAUUUAUUACAAAUACAGGUGUAUUAAGAUUAGGAGAUGGAAGACUAGGACUAGGUAUGUUUAAAAGUAUCAUGAUUAACAGGAUGGGAAAAUAUAUAUAAUGGGAAAUAUGGCCUGUAACCGUGAUGGUGAACCUAUUUAUGCAUGGAACACAAAGAGCCCCAUUUUGGUCAUCGCGCAAUGCACACAGCCCCCCCCUCACCCCUCCGUGCCCCAUUUUUGGGCCUGGGAGGGUGGCUGUACCAACCUGGAAGCCGAAAUUGGGCGAGGGUGAGGGGCGGGGUGCAUGCGCAGGGAGGCGGGAGAUCCUGGAAAGGGGAGGGGGUUUGCAUGGGCUGGGGUGAGCGUGGGGUGAGGGGGUUUCGUGUACAUUGCAUUAUUGGUGUAGGAGCCCACACACAUGCAUAAAAGUGUGCUUUUUCGACAUGCGACAACAGAAAGCUCAGAUGUGACUGUUAGCCUGUAAGGACUAUAAAUCCAGGGAGGUUUAAACUUGGGGCUGAUUAGAUCUUACCGAUAAUUGGUUUUAUAGAAAGUUGACCUGGUUGGAAAUGGCGGAAGACUUGAGUGACAUCUUAUAAUAUCGAAACGUUAGAGGAGUUAAUAAGUAUAUAAGCGAAUAUAUUACAACUAUAACGAUCACAUUAAAGGUUAGAAGUUGGAAAAAAAACAAAAAAAAACUUUUUCUUUUUUGUAUAUGUAACUGUAUUAUUACUGUGAACACUUGUGUGAAAAAAAUAUGUUAACCCAGUUAAUUACAAUGUCCACGAAACGAAAUGUUGGUUGUUAAAACUGCGAAUGAAACUUAUACAAAAUAAAAGUAAUAAAAGCAGGAGACCCCUACAA